This is a messenger RNA of Xiphophorus maculatus (southern platyfish), 1148 nucleotides long. RefSeq names its product sterol carrier protein 2 (gene scp2b). The coding region runs from base 125 to 538 and encodes 137 amino acids. The record is from RefSeq and is a predicted model, not a curated record. Gene Ontology annotation, cellular component: cytosol. The transcript has 5 exons. Lineage: Eukaryota; Metazoa; Chordata; Actinopteri; Cyprinodontiformes; Poeciliidae.
GACAGGAAGAAACCCGGAAGUGCUGCAGUUAGCUAACAGCAGGAGAAAGGAGAAAGUACAGCAGUAGAUCUGCUUGUUUGUUUUAGCAGAAGCGCUUUUUUCGUUCCGUACUCCUUACAGCAGAAUGCCUGAAAUUCACAGGAUUCGAGCCGUUCGGACCAGCGCUGGUACCGGACUGGAGGGCUUCAAGGCCCAUGCUGUGUUUGAGGAGAUCAACAGGAAGCUGCAGGAGGAAGGGGAGCAGUUUGUGAAGAAAAUCGGAGGAGUUUUCGCCUUCAAAGUGAAAGACGGCCCAAACGGACAGGAAGCCACUUGGAUCGUGGACGUGAAGAACGGCAGCGGCUGCGUUCACAACGACGCAGACAAGAAAGCAGAUUGCACCAUCGCCAUGUCCGACACGGACUUGUUGGCCUUGAUGACCGGGAAAAUGAACCCACAGACUGCAUUUUUCCAGGGCAAGCUGAAGAUCACGGGGAACAUGGGCCUGGCCAUGAAGCUCCAAAACCUGCAGCUGCAGCCGGGCAAAGCCAAGCUGUAAGAGACGCUGCAUCAAGCCCUCACUGAAACGCUCGACUGUGAAGAGUUGAAGGUGUGGAGGAAAGGUGGAGGUCUGGAAGGAGAAACCGUUGUGGACAGACUGAACCACUUUUCCUCUUGGAUGAUCUCACUGACCGAGCUGGGGGUGGUGGUGGGGGUGGAUUAGUCAAAGCUCCCUCCUGUCUAACUGGGGAAUAGGAUAGAUGGACAGAUAAUUAAUUUCCUAAUUGAGUUCCUGUCUGCACUCUGUCUUUUUAGCGCCGGCCUGGAGUUCAGACAGUCACUCUGUACUUUGGUACUAAUUCCGCUUCUGUCCAGACUUUUUAACCUUCACCGAUAAUGACACCUAACUUUGAGUGCACUGUAACUGCAGGUGUUUUUGAGAAGAACUGAUCGAUAAUAUGUUGCACAAUUAUGAAUGCAGCUGUGUUAAGUGCCUCCCUCAGUAUCUCAAAUCAGUGUUUGUAGUUAGCUACCAACGCAGAGCGGGUUUGGACUGUGGCUACCCAACGUUUUCUCUCCCUGCCUUGUCAUUUUCUGGAGUACUGUCUGUACGCUCUGGAUCUUUGUCGGAUUUCUUAGAAAUAAACUUGUCCUUGCUGAACAGUUUA